Molecule: messenger RNA, 474 nt
Organism: Caenorhabditis remanei
Lineage: Eukaryota; Metazoa; Nematoda; Chromadorea; Rhabditida; Rhabditidae
Exons: 4
Coding region: 1-474 (157 amino acids)
Source: RefSeq, a predicted model, not a curated record
AUGAAGAGGAAGCCGUCAGAAGUCGCCGUAUGUGUCUACCGAAAAAAACCUUGGCAACUGGCUUGGCGGAUUCCUACUGCAGGGAGUGCCGGCGAGAUCGAAAAACCGUACGACUAUGCGGCUCUCAUGAUUCGAGUCUCUGCCGGAUUCGUUAUCGCCAUCUCCCUAUCCCUGAUACUGCUGGUGGUCGGCAAUUUGAUCUACACCAGUUUCACAGAACGGGUCAACUUGAAUUCAAAGGUCAGACUGAUUUACUUGUCAGUUCUAAACUCCAGUCAUUAUGACUAUAACUAUCGGAUUUUCGAGAAAUUCAGAGAACAGACACCGAUAAUGCUCUACAUCCUACUCGGACCUCCACCGCUUCAAUUCCCCUACAGCCUUGCCACGUCUAAAACAUUCGCUUUUAACUUAUUGAUUUUUCAUGAAAUGAAUACAUCCUCUUCUCUGAUAACUACCGAUUCACUACACCGAUAA